Messenger RNA from Striga hermonthica, 1854 nucleotides. The record is from the annotation of a GenBank genome assembly. Lineage: Eukaryota; Viridiplantae; Streptophyta; Magnoliopsida; Lamiales; Orobanchaceae.
AUGAGCAGCGCCAAAUCACGCAACUUCCGGCGCCGCGCCGAUGACGAUGAAGAUCCGGACAACAGCAUCUCCGGCACCCCCUCAACCACGAAUAAGCCCUCCGCCCCCACCAAGCCCAAAAAACCCACCCCUCGACCCGCUACGAAAACCCUACUCUCCUUCGCCGAUGACGAAGACGACGAGUCGCCGUUUUCCCGCCCGCCUCCGUCCAAGUCUUCGGCGUCGUCAUCCUCCCGCUUCUCCAAGACAUCGUCGGCUCACAAGCUCACAUCCUCCAAGGACCGAAGUACACCGCAUCCGCCGAUCUCUACUGUCCCUUCCAAUGUCCAGCCACAGGCAGGAGUCUACACUAAAGAGGCCCUUCUGGAGCUUCAGAAGAACACCAAGACCUUAGGCGCACCCUCCCGCAAUAAGCCCAAGCCACCUGAGCCAGAGCCUGUAGUAGUUUUGAAGGGUUUGAUAAAGCCUGUAAACUCGACUGGCUUAGAUUCUGUGGCUACAGGAAAAAGUCCGGAUUUGGGGGAGAACAAGAUGGACAUUGAUGAUAAUCGGAAAAGCUCUGUUGCCGUUCGAGAUGAUGUGCCAUCUCUAUCAAAGAGCAUCAAGUUAGGGCCUGGUUUGCUUGAGGAUGAUGAAGAAAUGCCAGACCAGUCAAUGAUAGAGGCAAUCAAGGCUAAGAGAGAGAGGUUGAGGCAGGCCAAGGCUGCGGCUCCAGAUUUCAUAGCGUUGGAUGGAGGAAGCAAUCAUGGUGAGGCUGAAGGUUUGAGUGAUGAGGAGCCCGAGUUCCGAGGAAGGAUUGGCUUUUUUGGCGAGAAAAUUGGCGGUCAUGACAAGAAAGGUGUCUUUGAUGAUUUUGAGGAGAGGCCAGUUCAAAAGGAGAGGGGAGUUGAAGUGGCUAGUGAUGAAGAGGACGAAGAGGACAAAAUGUGGGAGGAAGAACAAGUGAGGAAAGGACUCGGAAAGAGGCUGGAUGAUGGUGUUGGAAAUCAAGGAGUGGGUGUUAGUGUUAAUGGUGUUAGUGGUAAUCUACCGAGUUUGGGCUACUUGGGCGCAGGGAAUAGUAUGACGCAUAUUCCUGCGAAAAAUGUGGAUGGUAUAAGUAGUCACAGUAGUGUUGGAGGGACAGUUGUGAACAUAUUUGAUACUGAUGUGAUGUCGAUAUCUCAGCAAGCAGAACUUGCUAAGAAAGCUCUGAGUGAAAACUUGAAGAGGGUUCGGGAAUCUCAUGGACGAACUAUCAUGUCACUGGCAAAGACUGAAGAAAAUCUCACUUCCUCGUUGCUGAAUAUUACUACCUUAGAGAAUUCGCUGUCCGCUGCCGGUGAGAAGUUCCUCUUUAUGCAAAAGCUUCGUGAGUUUGUUUCUGUUAUAUACAAGGCUUCGUUGCUAGCCGAGGUGAUAGAGCACGUGAAGGAGCUCAAACGGCAAACGUCUCUCAUAGCCGAGUCGGGCCCUGUCCCCACCGAGGCAGAUGAGCUCACCGUGGACGAUGCCUCGGGCAGUGAUGGGCAGUGGCUCGUUCGAGCUACCAUAUGUUGCGAGGACCGACCGGACCUUCUGCCCGGUCUUAUCAAUGCUCUCAAAGCCCUCAACCUCAAAACCCUAAGAGCCGAAAUCACGACACUCGGAGGACGAGUGAAGAAUGUACUGUUGAUUACUGGCGAGGAGGAGGAGGAGGAAGAGGAUGAGGAUCGGGAGCGGGUGGACCGGCAACACUGUAUGAAGUCCAUACAAGAAGCGCUCAGGUCGGUUAUGGAGAGGUCUGGUGGUGAUUAUGAAAACGGGUCGUCGGCCGGUGGGGCGAAGAGGCAGAGGAUGAAUGCAGGUGGUGUGUUUGAGUAUAGGUCCUUUUGA